ACAGGUGCUAUGCGUCAUCCGCCAUAACGUUUGAGAAAAGAUAUUUGUGAAUUGUGAAAGUGAGCUUUUGUUUGACUGUGAAAAUAACGUAAUUUAUAUAUGAUUGUAACUAGAAAAGUGUAUUUAUCAAGUGUUUGAAAAUGAGUGAGAGUUACAGAAUGAAGACUGGAUAUAAUCAUUCAGAACUAUCAGUGGAAACAUCUAGUGACAUGUCAGAUUCUUUCAAUAUGUUUUCGAGCAAUUUAAGUCCUAUACCACCAACAUUAUUAUUGCCUAGGAAAUUGGAUUUUAACAGUUUGGACGAUGAUGAUUGUGACAGGAAAGCUUCAACAGCACCAAUGUCUUUCAGCCCACCUUAUAAGCGCGUUGGUGCCUUGACACUAUUCGACAGUCCGCGUACACCGAAGACUUUACUUGAGAAAUGUUCAACACCAUCUAUCAAUCGCUCCAGGAUUCGAUUGUUCCCACCGAAACUUGAGAUUCCGGCGGGCAUGCCGUCUGGCUCCAGCCAUCAUCUUCAUCCACCAUCUAAUCAGCCAACUAUGGAUGAAGACAGUGCCUUUAUAAGCAUAGCCCCUGAGGAUAUAGAGGAACCAAAGCCUCGUAAACAACCUUUGGUCAACAUCAAUCCUUUCACACCUGAUGGUCAAGCGAUGAACAAAAAGAAACGAGCCUUGUCUAAAACUCCUAAUGGUGAUUCAACACCUGAGAAUCCAGCAAAAAGAUUAAGGGAAUCGAACAUAUCCCGAUACAACGUGGAGUUCCAAGAGCUAGGAGUGAUCGGAUGCGGCUCCUUCGGCCGCGUGACGAAAUGCCUGAACAAGCUGGACGGGUGCGUGUACGCACUGAAGCGCUCGCUGCGUCCGGUCGCGGGCUCGUACGCCGAGAGGGCGGCCAUUACCGAGGUGUACGCGCACGCUGCGCUUGGGAAGCAUCCGCACGUUGUCAGAUAUUACUCGGCCUGGGCGGAGGAUGAUCAUAUGAUCAUUCAGAAUGAAUACUGCGAUGGUGGUUCCUUACAACAGAAAAUGGAGCAUGGGCCGCUACCCGAAAGUGAAUUAUUGCUGCUAUUGGCCCAUAUAAGUGAUGGAUUGUCAUAUAUUCACUCAAUGCACCUUGUACACAUGGACUUAAAGCCUGGAAAUAUAUUCAUUUGUCGAGAGGAAGUGACGUCACACACUGAUUCAGAUGACGGAUAUGACGAUGAUGAUGCGCCUAAUAGACCAGGCAGACAUAAAUAUAAGAUUGGUGACUUAGGCCAUGUAACGUGUAUAUCGUCACCGUCGGUGGAAGAAGGCGAUUGCAGAUACUUGCCCAAAGAAAUACUGCAUGAGAACUUUAAUCACCUCACCAAGGCGGAUAUAUUUGCUUUUGGUCUUACCCUGUUUGAGGCGGCUGGUGGUGGUCCCUUACCCAAAAAUGGUCAAGAAUGGCAUGAUAUUAGGGAUGGCAAAUUACCAGAUUUACCUAAAGUGUCUCGGGAAUUUAAUGAAUUAUUGAAGAAAAUGGUGGAUCCGAACCCCUUAAAUCGUCCCACAGCGGCCCGUUUGCGUCGUCACUCUCUUCUCCACUCGUCGAGCAAUAAGAGUAAAGAGCAGUUGCGUAGGGAGUUGGCCGAGGCGAAACUCAAGAACGAGCUACUCAAUAGCCAGCUAGAGCAGGCUGCAAGGUGCAUAAAAUCUCUAACACCGAACCUGCAAAGUCAAGAAUCGGCAAAAUUUCGCACGCGAGCCUCGAAACGCUUGCACACACGCGCCGAGAAUAUUGAUGACGUUAUCAGGUCUGUGACGUCACCGUUUCUCAACCGGAUUUUACCCGCUAAGAAUACCCGGGAAACUAGAUGUAUAAAAUCGUUAACGCCCAGUCAAGACAAAAAUUUCCGCACUCGCGCCUCCAAACGCUUGCAACCCCGAGGGGUUGACAUCGAAGAUAUUCGGACAGUGACGUCACCAAGACGCUUAUGUGGUACCGUAGCGGCCAGAAAACAGGGUAAAAGGAUUUAAGAUCAAAUAUUUUAAAUUAUAUUUCUAAAUGUAUAAAAGUUUAGUAUAAGGACUAUUUCAAGUAUCAAAAUUAUUUUUUCUAACUGUAAAAGACGUCACAUAUAUCCUUGGUUUUAUCGUAUCUCAAGUCGCAAUCCCGUCUUGAGUGCUGUCACACGUGCUUUGACAGCUCUUGAAGUUAGUUUUAAGUUUAAUAGACCGUUCUAGAAUACAGGAAAUAAACAAUUACUAAACUAAAAUUCAUGUUAAUCACUUCUGAGGUUAAUUGAUUGAUACGAAUACAAAUUAAAAACAUUGUAAUGUGUGCAUUAUUGUUUAAGAAUCAAAUCUAAAAAAAAUAUUCAAAGUAUCUAUAAUAUACAUUGAUAUAUAACAUUAAUGUGACGUCACAAGCAAGAAUUGCAAUUAUUUCGAUAAACACUGCUAUAUAUUUGGCUAAUACAUAUUUGAAAUAGAUGGCAACACAGAUUUUGCUGUAAAUGGCGCGUAAUAAUAUACAGAGUGGAACGCAACAGGAGUUAGAACCCCUGAAUUCAUACUUCUAUCUGUUAUUAAGUCCGCAUAAAUAUUUGGUUUGGGUUAAAACGCACAGUCUACAAUAGAUAAAAUGACCGAAAAUAAAGUUUUUUUUAAAAUUUAGUAUCGCAUCAGUGGCUGCCCGUUACUUCUUAGUAAUAGUGAAGAUAUAUCGCAGUAAAGUAGUUAAGUCAGAGAGUUAAUUGAAUCUCUAGACAGCUAAUUAAAUAUCGAUAAACACUUGGAAUUAACUACUUUACAGCGACAGUGUAUAUUCACACUACAUUUUUACUUUAUCUAUUUUGUAUCAAUGCCCUGACAGAUAGGGAAAUGACAGAAGAAUGUCAGAUUGCUUGGGCUGUAAAAGAGUAGGUGUCAUGUCAAUGUCAAAACUCACUUUGAAUAAUAAGAUAAGAAGAAGAAGAAAAAAGUGUUUCGCCGAGAGCAGAACUACUUCUUAACACUUCUAUAUCUUAGCUAUUUUGCAGCGUGAUAAAAAUAGGCAUUUCCCUGGUUGGAUAUCUGAUCUAGUUUAAAUAUAGCUUCGGUUUUUCUAUAAUCUUCCAUAGAUUAUAGAAUUGGACGAUUUAUUGUGAAUAAAGUAAUUUUGCUUAAAUUAGUUUGUGUUACGUCAUUGCUAACACAAAACUUUUGAAUCGACAAAAUUUGUAUCGACAUUUAAAUUAUUAUUGUUUAUAAUAUAAUUAUCAAUGUCUUGCUUAUCCACUCUGUAUAUAAAAUAAUUCGACAAACGGAAAGAUAACUUAAUAUUGAAAUAUUAAGCGAUUCCAAGUUUGCGCCAAAACUUUUGCUUUUAGAUGACAUCGAUACCGGUUUCCAAAAUAGCUACUGUUAGUAAUACCGAAAAACCGGUUAUUUUGUAACCGAUAUCGGGUUUUAUAUCCUAUUUACAUAUAUCCGUCUGGUUACGUCAAUUUAUAAUAUAGUAAUAUAAAUUGUGAAUUAAGCUAUUUCAAAAGACAUGGAAAGUUUGAUAAAAUUGAAAAAGACGGAUUUUAAUAAGGUUGUCUUAUAAUAUCCGUUCUGAUCAGGCCACGUCCUUGUUUUGAGCACUGGAACAUUGUUAGACAGAUCUUGAUAGAAGAAUUUAGAUUGGCCUGAAAACGAUUAUAUAAUAUAAUUAUCGUUUUCAAAAAGUUUCUAUGGUUUGACCCAUAAAUAUCGUCAUAGUCAAUAAAAAUUAUAUACAGGAUUGUUAUAAAUCCUGAUAAAUCAACCCGUUUUAUUAGACUAAGGGCCUGUUUCACAAUGUCCGGAUAAGUUCCAAAUAAGCUAUUUAUUACUUAUUGGUAGGAUAAACAGUAUUUUUUCGUUUCACGACUGUCAGAUAGCGCUAUUCGUCAUGAAAUGUCAAGUAUAUUAUUUGAAACUUUUAUCUUUCGAAUAAUUUAUGUGUUGCAUAGCUAUUUGAGAGUUUAUCCAUUGUCUAUCACAUUGUGAAACAGGCCCUAAACGUGGAAAGGUCGUGUCCGCAAAUGCGAUUCUAUUACUAGGAGGCCGUUAAAGUAUUACGUAAUCACUAUAAAUAAAAUA
Messenger RNA from Pieris rapae (cabbage white), 4073 nucleotides. Its product is annotated as wee1-like protein kinase. NCBI's taxonomy places the organism in Eukaryota, Metazoa, Arthropoda, Insecta, Lepidoptera, Pieridae. Gene Ontology annotation, molecular function: ATP binding; protein kinase activity. The transcript has 12 exons. The record is from RefSeq and is a predicted model, not a curated record. Bases 141 to 2003 code for a protein of 620 amino acids. Gene Ontology annotation, biological process: protein phosphorylation.